AUGGAGACUAGAGAAGGAUCAUUGACAUGGAGUGUCUUGAAGUGUGACCUUCAUCCUUGGAUUAAGGAAGCCAUUAAAUCGUUAGGGUAUCCUACUAUGACACCAGUUCAGGCAUCAACGAUUCCUUUAUUCAGUGGAAAUAAAGAUGUGGUAGUUGAAGCUGUUACAGGUUCUGGUAAGACUUUAGCGUUUGUUAUACCGGUAUUACAAAAGAUAUCAAACCGCUUAUAUAACAUUGAUGAAGAAGGUGAUGGACCUGAACCAGUGAAAAAAGGUCAUAUGCUUAGUAUUAUUCUUUCUCCUACUAGAGAAUUAGCAAAACAGAUUCAAACCGUGUUUGACAAAGUUCUUGAAUAUCUCCCAGAGGAGAAGACAGCUAUAAAGACACAGCUAUUGGUUGGAUCAUUAUCAAGCGUUAGAGAAGAUAUUGAUUAUUUUCUCACCAAUAAAACACAUAUAUUAAUAGCCACACCGGGUAGAUUGUUGGACUUUUUGUCUUCAAAUUAUGUGAAAACCAAUUCCGUUGAAAUAGCAGUGUUGGAUGAAGCAGAUAAGCUUUUAGAUAUAUCGUUUGAAAGAGAUGUGAUUAAAAUAUUGAAACAAUUGCCUAAGCAACGUCGUACUGGAUUAUUUUCUGCAACGAUAUCGUCCGCAGGAGAUACCAUUUUUAGAACUGGUAUGGCAAACCCUGUGAAGAUUGUUGUGAAGUCAAAGAACUCGAAAAAUUCAGCACCAUCUUCAUUGAAUGUAAGCUAUAUGAAUGUGGAACCCGAGACUAAAAUAUCUACAUUAAUUGCAUUACUAAAAGAUUAUCGUUUUCAAAAAUGUAUAGUAUACUUUCCAACUUGUACAUCUGUGAAACACUUUUAUUCGGUAUUUCAAAAGUUAAUUAACACAGAAGAUGAAGAUCAAUUUAAGUUUUUUUCUUUGCAUGGCCAGCUUUCAACUAAACCUCGUUUAAAGACAUUGCAAAACUUUGCUGAGGGUGAUUCUAUGCUUAAUAAACAUGUGCUAUUAACCACAGAUGUUGCAGCUAGAGGUAUUGAUAUCCCUGAUGUUGAUUUAGUUAUUCAGCUUGACCCCCCAACUGAUCCUGAUGUGUUCUUCCAUAGAUGUGGUAGAACAGGUAGAGCUAAUAAAGUAGGACAAGCGAUAGUGAUGUUGAACAACAAUAGCAGAGAGGAAGAUUAUGUAAAUUUUAUGGAAGUUAAAGGAAUGACAAUGGACAAUAUGGAAUGCCCUGAUAUUUCAAAAACCCACAAUAAAUUUCAAAAACAAUUCAGAAAGUACAUGCUAGAGGAUAGAGCUAGACAUGAAUUAGCAAUAAAAUCCUACGUUGGAUUUAUUAGAUACUAUUCUAAGCACAUGGCAUCGUCAAUUUUCAGAUUACAAACAUUGGACUAUAUCGGGCUCGGUAGAAUGUAUGGAUUAUUGAGAUUACCCAAAAUGCCUGAAUCUAGAUAUAUCCCAAACGACAAAAUGCCAGAAGAUGGAUGGUUAGGUGACGUUAUAGAUAUGGAUAAGUUUGAGUAUGCAGAUAAGCAAAAGGAAGAAUCGAGGAUGAAGAAUUUAGAAGAAGACAAAGCAAGAAAAAUAAACGAUGCAAAGAAAAGGAAAGAGCUUAAAGCUAAGAAUGAAGCCUGGUCGAGUAAAACAGAUAAGAUAGAAACGAAACAAGAAAGAAGGGAGAAGAUGAAAAGAAAAAGAGAAGCAAUUGAAAAACAAAUAAUGGAGGAUUCUUCGUCAGAUGAAGAAACUCAAGUAGAUUGGAAGGAGAUGGUUAAAACUAACAAGAAGAAAAAGACUACAUCAGAUAGCAUGCAAGGAUCAUUUGAUGAUUUGUAG
Debaryomyces fabryi is the source of this 1845-nucleotide messenger RNA. It is a transcript of the gene SPB4, whose product is annotated as putative ATP-dependent RNA helicase. The record is from RefSeq and is a predicted model, not a curated record. Gene Ontology annotation, cellular component: nucleolus. Lineage: Eukaryota; Fungi; Ascomycota; Pichiomycetes; Serinales; Debaryomycetaceae. The transcript has a single exon. The coding region runs from base 1 to 1845 and encodes 614 amino acids. Gene Ontology annotation, molecular function: nucleic acid binding; ATP binding; RNA helicase activity.